AUGGCCUCCGGUGAGCUCGCCUGCACCUACGCCGCCCUCAUCCUCAGCGACGAUGGCAUCGCCAUCACCGCCGAGAAGAUCGCCACGAUCGUGAAGGCGGCCAACAUCAAGGUUGAGUCCUACUGGCCGGCGCUCUUCGCCAAGCUCCUGGAGAAGCGCAACGUUGAGGACCUCAUCCUCUCCGUUGGAUCUGGUACACCCCCUCUUGCUCUCAAGAUACUUUUGUAUGUUCAUGCCCGUGGUUUGGAAUAUGUGGAUUGCUGCGUGGUGGUGGUGCUGCUCCAGUUGCUGCUGCUGCCCCUUCUGGUGGUGCUGCGGGCCGCAGCUGCCCCGGCUGCUGAGGAGAAGAAGGAAGAGGUUAAGGAGGAGUCUGAUGACGACAUGGGCUUCAGCCUGUUCGACUGA
Miscanthus lutarioriparius is the source of this 405-nucleotide messenger RNA. NCBI's taxonomy places the organism in Eukaryota, Viridiplantae, Streptophyta, Magnoliopsida, Poales, Poaceae. The record is from the annotation of a GenBank genome assembly.